Myotis myotis is the source of this 4921-nucleotide messenger RNA. It is a transcript of the gene RRM2B, whose product is annotated as ribonucleotide reductase regulatory TP53 inducible subunit M2B. Gene Ontology annotation, cellular component: cytosol. The transcript is spliced from 9 exons. Lineage: Eukaryota; Metazoa; Chordata; Mammalia; Chiroptera; Vespertilionidae. The record is from RefSeq and is a predicted model, not a curated record. Gene Ontology annotation, molecular function: ribonucleoside-diphosphate reductase activity, thioredoxin disulfide as acceptor. Gene Ontology annotation, biological process: deoxyribonucleotide biosynthetic process. The coding region runs from base 1 to 1242 and encodes 413 amino acids.
AUGGGCGGGCGAGACAGCCGGGGCGGCGCAGUGGAGCGAGGCGGGGCGGACCGGCGUGGGAGGGGUCUCUGCCGCGGGGAAGGGCGGACUCCGCAGCCCCGCGGGCCACCUGGGUCCAGUCCCGGUUGGAGGUGGCCUGGAGCGCUCGGUUCCCUCAGCGGCCGGAGCUCUGGCGGAGUCUGCGCGAUGGGCGACCCGGAAAGGCCGGAAGUGGCCGGGCCUGAGCUGGAGGAGAGGUUAUCUUCAGAUACCAACGAAAAUGAAGCAAAGUCAAGUGAAGAACCACUCCUAAGAAAGAGUUCGCGCCGAUUUGUCAUCUUUCCAAUCCAGUACCCCGAUAUUUGGAAAAUGUAUAAACAGGCACAGGCAUCCUUCUGGACAGCAGAAGAGGUUGACUUAUCAAAGGAUCUCCCACACUGGCACAAGCUUAAAUCAGAUGAGAAGUACUUUAUCUCCCACAUCUUAGCCUUUUUUGCAGCCAGUGAUGGAAUAGUGAAUGAAAAUUUGGUGGAGCGAUUUAGUCAGGAGGUGCAGGUUCCAGAAGCUCGCUGUUUCUAUGGCUUUCAAAUUCUCAUCGAGAAUGUUCACUCAGAGAUGUACAGUUUGCUAAUAGACACUUACAUCAGAGAGCCCAAGAAAAGGGAAUUUUUAUUUAAUGCAAUUGAAACAAUGCCAUAUGUUAAGAAAAAAGCAGAUUGGGCCUUGCGGUGGAUAGCAGAUAGAAAAUCUACUUUUGGGGAAAGGGUGGUGGCCUUUGCUGCUGUAGAGGGAAUUUUCUUCUCAGGCUCAUUUGCUGCUAUAUUCUGGUUAAAGAAAAGAGGUCUGAUGCCUGGACUCACCUUUUCCAAUGAACUCAUCAGCAGAGAUGAAGGGCUUCACUGUGACUUUGCUUGCCUGAUGUUUCGAUACUUAGUAAAUAAGCCUUCAGAAAAAAGGGUCAGGGAGAUCAUCGUUAAUGCGGUUGAAAUUGAGCAGGAGUUCUUAACAGAAGCCUUGCCAGUUGGCCUCAUUGGAAUGAAUUGUGUUUUGAUGAAACAGUAUAUUGAGUUUGUAGCUGACAGAUUACUUGUGGAACUUGGAUUCUCAAAAAUUUUUCAGGCAGAAAAUCCCUUUGAUUUUAUGGAAAACAUUUCUUUAGAAGGGAAAACAAAUUUCUUUGAGAAACGAGUUUCAGAGUAUCAGCGUUUUGCAGUGAUGGCGGAAAACACAGAUAAUGUCUUCACCUUGGAUGCAGAUUUCUGAAAUCCUUCCCUUAUCUAAACUUAUUGGUAAAGAGCAGUCUAUUUUUCUCUGCUUUAAAAAAUAUAAAAACAAAAAAAAAUUUUUUAAGUAUCUUCUUUAAGGAAUUCCUAGGAGUUUGCUCAAAAGGAAAUCCAAAACCAAAUAUCAAUCCAUUUGGAUCUGUAUGAAUACACUCCAACUUUCGAGUUUAACAACCAGAAUGUGACCUAAAUGCUUUUGUUUUGUUACCAAAAUAUAAGAUGGCAUUAUGUAGUGAUUAAUAGCUUGAGGUGAGGUCUCAGAUUUGAAUUUGAGAUUCUGUCCUUACUACUUUGUGUGACACUUGGCAAGUCAGUUAAUUACUCUCAACCUCAGUGUACUUACCUUUAAAAUGAGUGUAACAGCCCUGGCCAGUGUGUCUCAGUUGGUUGGAGCAUCAUCUCAUUAAUCAAAAGUUGGUGGGUUUGAUUCCUGGUCAGGGCAUAUGCAGGAAGCAAUUGAUGGAUAUUUCUCUCUCCCUUCCUCUCUCUAAAAUAAAUUAAAAAUAAAAAUAAAUAAAAUGAGUGUAAUAGUAGGUCCUAAAUUCAGAGAAAGCAUGUGAGGAUUCAGGCACAAAAUGGGUGCUUAGUGCUACCACCACCACCACCACUACUGCUAUUACUACUAGUACGUAUUAUUAUUAAUAGUGUUAAUUGCAGUGAUAUUGUGGUAAAAUGCUCCCAUAUCAAAGUAAUUGUAAUUCUAGAUCCUAAGAUCUAGUGUUAGAUCUUAGUAUUUUUAAUGUUUGAGGAAGGAUAUAAAGAUUUCCUAAAAAUCAUAAUUCUCAUUAAUUUGAGAGUAACUUCUUUGAAUUCCUCGGUAUGUAGUAAAGGAAAUUUGGUUCUUAGUUGCUUUGGGAAGGAUACUUAUGGAGUGGAAUUCAGGAGGUUAUCUUAAUAGUUGGCCUUAUGAGCAAAAUGAUUCUGCUCCUUUAGGAAUUAAAAAGGGUAACUAUUGCCAGAUGUAACCCUGGAAUGUUUAAAACCAGGCAAAUUAGCUAGACGAGCAUUUCCCAAAGAGUGUUUGAAGAGUUAUUAGCUCUCUAAUAACUCUUGUGGGGUUCUGCGGUCAGAUGAGUUUGGGAAAUGCUGUACAGUCUAUUGUUCUUUACAGUGUACACUCAGUACAUUAAAGACUGAGAAAUUCUGUAGUAAGUAAACUUAUUUCCCUCUGCAUAUUCCAAACUUACUUAACACAGAUAUGUUUCUCAUUCGUUAACAUCUAACCUGACUGGCAUUCCUCAGAACAUACUUUGGAAAAAGCUGGCCUGGAAUCAUUUUAUAUGUAGAAGACGGGCUUGUGGCUAAGCCAGGGAGAACCUGGUGGGGUUAUGAACCAUUUCAGAUUUAUGCCAAGCUGAGUCAUGUACUGUGAUUGGGCUCAUCUGUGUUUAAUACUCUUAAAACCCUUUUUUUGCUGCUGUGAGAUGUAGUUCUUUUCAGGGAACUGUGCAUGCUGCAGGAUAGCAGAUGGUGCAGGAGUUGGAGGAAAGGCCAGAAGCCAAGCUCUCUGAGCAGUCUGCCCUUCUUUACAGGAAGGAAGUGUCAGAGGUCGCCUGAGCCCCAGCAGGCAGUGGGGUGCCCCACUCACAGCAUAAUACCAUGUCAUAAAAUUCUGGACGCUCAGAUUUAGAGAUUUCCUCUUUGUAUAAAUUUUUGUCCCAUGCAUGCCACAACUACCUAAUUGAUUAAAACAGGAUGUUCUCAAGUGGAUGCAAAAGGAAAUGACUAUAACCUUAUUUGUUAGCAUAAUAUCAGAAACUUGAGAUAUCUGGCCUAUGAUAAUACCCUUUGUUUGUUCAGUGCCUCAUAGUUUGCCAGGUGUUUUUACAUCACCUCAUUUGGUCUCGCAACAGUGUUCUGAGCUUGACAGAGCAGCUAGUGCUGAAAUUUUACCAAUGGAAAGAGUGAGGCUCCGAGAAGUUAAAUGACUUGGCCAAGGUCUGUUCAUAGUCACUGUCCCUACAAUGUAGUUUUUAAAGGUCAUUAUGUUUCUUGUAUUUAGUCAUUUGUCAACCUUCUUGAUUUGAUUUUGCCUAUUUCCCCAUUAAAGUAUUACAUACUUUAAUUGAGGUAUCGUAUACAUUAAUUAAAGUAUCAAAGUAUCAUAAACAUCUUAACUAUAUUCAGGUAAUAUGUUCAAAUAUAUUUACUCCUGUACAAAAGCUUAACAUUUAAAAUUGAUAAUAUCUGUAAUGGAUGGAAUGAAAGAAAAAUAGUCCAUAUUUACAGUCCAUAUAUCCUUUGUUUUGAACCCAAAUUUUUCUCAGAGGUAAUGACAGGUGCCUUAAUAUGAAGCUUAUUUAUAUUAGCAAUAAACCUAACUGUAUUAAGAUGAAGAAAUUUUAAUACUGAAAUACUGGAUUUUUAAUACACUGCUGUAUUACAUUUGGUAUUCUAUAUCUCUUCCCAGGCCUCCAGGUUGCAUAUUUAUUUAUUAUGUUUAAUAUUUUGGUUCUUAGUUUUGAAGGAAUCAAGAAAUUGUGGAAUUUCUUUUUAGUAUUAUCUCGCAGGUAAAGAAAGAAAGUCAGAGUAUGUUUACAAUUUUUUAACAGCACAUGUAUUUAAAUCAUUGCUAUAGUAAUUAAAGUUAAUUUUUUUUAGGAAUAUAAAAACUGGUAGUCCUAUGAUACAUUGCAUUUAUUUAAAAUGUUUCAUUUUAGUAUGUAGAAUCAUGUCUUAAAAGGAUUUGGAGAGACAGUUGAUCCAGUGCUUUCAGACAGGGCUGUUUUACUGUCCAAUUAUAUACAAUAAUGAACCAUUAUUAUUACAAUACAAGCUUACCCCAGUCAUGUCUUUAUAUAUGAAAUUUUUACAGUUGUCUCAUUUUGGAAACUCAAGUUUUUUGCUUCUUUUGCCAUUUUGUUUUUCAUUUGUUCAUUAAAAAAGUGAUUAUUGAAAAAGACAGCAGCUUGCAUAUUUAAAAAAUAAAUUAUUUAAUCAUCAGGAUCUUGCAUUUCACAUUUAAAUAUGCUAACAUCACUGUCUUAGAAUUCCCAAAUUGCAUUUGUGCAGAUUAAGCUGAGGGCCAAGUGUCACUAACUGGUUUUCAGUGAUAAAGGCUGAUGGGCUACAUGAGAGCCAGCGGAGUCCUCUAAUCAGUUCUUGUGUCUUGAACUAAGUUGAGUGAAUUGGUAGCCGAAUCAGGAACUCUUCCCACACAGAAUCUGCAUAUGUGGUACAGAAGUGAGAUCUGCAUGUCUUUGUUUGAAGUGGUCUGCUCCUCUUUAGACAACUGCAGGUGUGAAGGGGAAUCUGACAUUCCUGAGGCUGCACGAAGAAAAAAUUUAGGCCUUUGAAUUUUAGGUUAUUUCUAUUAAAGAAAACAUAGGUACAAAUGAAAAGCUGGAGAACGAUUUUUUAUACAGAUAAAAACAUAACGACUCAGUCUUUUUCUAAAUUCACAAGAUUCUUAACUCAUGCAUUUGUCUUUGUUUUAUGACCAUGUUUUGAUUUUUCCAAAUGUCUGGUCAUUUAACAAAGUUAUUUGGUAUCUACUGUGUACGGAGAGCUUUUUCAGGUGUGGUGUACCUAAUAUUUUUUGCUCAAAUACAUUAUGGUCAAUCAGGACAACCCUGCAUACAUAGAAUUUUUCCCCCCCAAAGAAAUGAGUUAUUGUAUUUUGUUUUAGUUUAGUUGAAAUAAACUGUAUCAUAGCUACA